Messenger RNA from Ruditapes philippinarum (Manila clam), 2585 nucleotides. RefSeq names its product homeobox protein CDX-1-like. Gene Ontology annotation, molecular function: DNA-binding transcription factor activity, RNA polymerase II-specific; RNA polymerase II transcription regulatory region sequence-specific DNA binding. The transcript is spliced from 3 exons. Gene Ontology annotation, cellular component: nucleus. Bases 265 to 1296 code for a protein of 343 amino acids. The record is from RefSeq and is a predicted model, not a curated record. Lineage: Eukaryota; Metazoa; Mollusca; Bivalvia; Venerida; Veneridae. Gene Ontology annotation, biological process: embryo development; cell differentiation; anterior/posterior axis specification.
UCUUCUUUCAUCAGUGUUGACAAAUAAUUCGACAAAUGUAAACUAUUUUAUGGACUUAUUUACUUGAUCAUCAAAGGGAACUAUAUUUCAUUUGUUGAGUUGACUUUUUAUACUCUAAAAACUUUUACAGUAGUGCUAUAUAAUUUGAAACAAUUUGCAUUUUAUUGGAGCGAUAUACUAAUCAUAAUAAACAGUGUAAAUAGACAUAUAUUUUACGUGAUACAUAUUUCUUGUGGACUUGUGUGACACAGUUAUUAAAUAAGUAUGUCUACCAUGGUGAUGUGCCCGGAUCAGCCACCGGCUUCAGGGAUGUUCCCGCGAUACCCGUCACCGCCGGUAAGCUACCCGUUCAACGGCUUCAGCUACAACGGAUCUGGCACGCAGCAUCCACAGGACUUUAACCAGUUUCAAGUGCCAGACCAUGGGGUCCAGCAGGCUUGGUACAGCGCUAUGUACGGUCCUAGGCCUGACGAAUGGGGCUACGGUCCUGCUACCUCUAGCGCCAUGACCAGUACUCCGGCGGGAAUGGGCGCUUAUCCUUACCGUACUGGACAGAUGGGUGUAGACUACAGCCAAGCUCCGACUCAGAUGACUUCAGACUCGCCCUGUGACACCAGCUCCUCUAGUUCCUCUUCCGGUUCUCCGUCCAACAAGCAGCUCAGACCCCCUUAUGAUUGGAUGAAGAAAGCCGCUUACCAGUCUGCUCCAGUAUCAGGCAAAACCCGCACCAAGGACAAGUACCGUGUUGUGUACAGUGACCAUCAGAGACUCGAACUUGAGAAAGAAUUUCACUACAGCCGUUACAUUACUAUCAGACGAAAGGCCGAACUUGCUCAAACUCUGCAGUUGUCCGAACGCCAGGUGAAGAUCUGGUUCCAGAAUCGCCGUGCUAAGGAAAGGAAACAGAACAAGAAACGCGAAGAAAACACGCUCAUCAAGAUGGCGUCUGAACUAAGUGACCUCCCUGAAGAAAACAAGCAACAUCUCCAACAACACAUGAAUAUGCAAAUGACCCCACAUGCGCAACACCAGAUCCAAGUGACGUCACCAUCUCCUAAGCCAAUCCACACCCAGAAUCCGUACCAAUACCAGCAUCAAGGUCACGUGACACACAUGUCCCCAGAGGGAGCCAUAUCUCCACAGAAUCACAUGACACACAACCAGUAUUCGUCCCCAAACCAGCUCAACCUGCCGAUCUCUCCCGGAAAUGAAGUCAUAGCAACAUCAACUUCCGGUUCCCUUUCACCAGUCACUAUCAAAACAGACUUAGAUGCAAGUGAUAAUAGCGGGUCUUAAAUAUAUCUUGGACUAGAUAGAUCAUUCAAAUGUACUAAGCACAGGCAGUCUGAACGUUAAAAAGCUGGUGUAUUUAUUCGUUGUAUAAUAGAUUAUUUCUGUAUAAAAAGGACUAUAAAAGACUGUUUUUUAAGUUUAAAGUUAUUUUGUUUAUUAAUAAGAAGUGUUAAAUUAACACUAGUGUUUAGAAAUUACAAUCUCUAAAAUUUUAACUUGUUACAGAGACAUUUUGAAGCUUUUGUUUCUGAUUUCGAUUUCGCCAGAAACUUUAGUUAAAAUCAAUCUCUGAAUGAAGAAAUGAGAAAGUUGGUCUGAAAUUAUCUUUCUAUAUAAUAACCGUGUUUGCAUGUUAUCGCAAAUAAAAUAAAUACCCUUUCUUUCUUUUGGAAACGUGAUUUAAGAAUUUGUGUCCGAAUAAUAAUUAUAAUUUCCGUAAUAAUCAUAUAAAAAUGUUUAUUACGGAAAUUAUAUUUCGUCCAUGAAACUUUUCACGCUUUCAAAAGGGAAAUGAAAUUUUUCGUAGUUCAGAAAGCAUUAAAUGCUGGGAUUAUCCUAUGAUUUUUUUUUUCAAGAAAUGAUAAAUUGUUCAAGCUUUUUUAUCAUUUGUUGAUAAAAAAAAUUUAUUCAUCAUAGGGAAAUCUCACAUAAUCAAUGCAAAACUGAUCUCAACUAUCGAAAUUCAAAAUGUUUGAUCUAGAAUUGAUACUAGCUUUAAAAAUUUCACUUUCACGUCGUGUGUUUUACGUCCUCACGUUAUAUAAUUAUCUAUAGAAAUACAUUAAAGGGACUCCACUGCUGAUUUUUAACAUGACUGGACUGAAAAAAAAAUUUCGGGAUCAAUGUUCCAUUUGAUGUAGGUCUAGACCAAUAAUUUGUGUGCAAAAUUUCAGAUCUUUCGGCGACAUCUUUUUUUCCUGAAUAAUAAUAGUUAUAAUUGUGGAAAAAAUGACUCUGAGUAUAUUUCUUAUCUUAUUUUGCAUAUCCUGUUUUUAAAUGCCCCCUGCUGAUCUAUGUAGUAAGAAAUGUGUUUUCUUUUGGACCUCAGUGGAGUUCCUUUAAGUUAUGAGUACAUAUAUUUUUAAACGAGACUGAAAAUAUGACGUCACUCCCCAUUAAUGUAACAACCUAAGCACUGGUAAAAGCACAUACAUGUUUAAUAUGUUCAAUGUAAAAAAUCUGUUUAUUAUAUGUGUAUUAUAUUUGUAAAUAACAUAUUGUACAUUUAUCACUACAUUAAAACGACUACGUUGUUGUAAAUAUUUACAUUAUCAUUAAAAUGAUAUUGAAAA